AUGCGACAAUCCGUAGUUCUUCGUCGUUGCGCAGGAUGCUGGAAGGUCCGGCCAAGUCUUGAAACGCAUGGCCUACCAAGAGACCUUAUACGAUGGGCAAGCACGUAUGCAUCGCAUCGUAUACGUGUCUGGAAUGAGUGUGAGAAGAAGCAGUCUACUCUACCAGACGCUCAGGAACCAAUCAACAUCACCUUGCCGGACGGACGAGUUCACGUUGGAAUCAAAGACGUGACUACUCCUCGUCAAGUAUUCAGACCAGAACGAACAGUGAAUGCCGUGUUUGCGAAAAUCGACUCAAAAAUCAGUGACAUUGACGCAACCAUCUCGACAAACUGUCACGUCUCUCUGGUAAAACCCGAUGUAAAAACACCAGAUGCAUUGAUGGGUAUAUGGCAUUCUGGAGCUCAUUUGCUGGGAGCUGCCAUAGAACAAGAGUUUGGUGACGAUGCUCUGUUAGCAGAUGGACCUGCUCUCAAAUCAGGUGGUUUCUACUAUGAUGCCUUACUUCGAAGUAAAGGUACUCUACGUAUAGAACAUAGAUUAAAGGACUGGCAGGAUGGUGCAAUACCAUCAUUGGAGAGAGUCGAAGACGAUAUUCGACAACUGAUGCGACCUGAUCCUGCCAAUGGUGAAAUAUUCGCAGUCACCGAAGCAGACGUAGAAAAGAUAUCUAGGCUCAUGGCUUCUAUCGCUGAACGAAAGACCGCAUUUACUCGACUGGCUAUAUCUCGAAAGGAUGCAUUCCGAAUGUUUGCUUAUUCACCACUCAAGUUAUAUUUCUUGUAUCAAAUACCGCCACAGGAAUCCGUGACUGUAUACAAGCUUGGUGAUUUUAUAGAUUUAUGUAGAGGUCCUCAUGUACAGCAUGCCGGACAGCUGUCUGCCUUCCGACUAAUAUCUAGCAGUGCAGCUAGAUGGGAUGCACAGGAUACCAGCUCAUCAAUACAACCGCUUACCAGAGUUACUGGUAUAGCAUUCCCGCAAGCAAAGGCUCUGGAAGAAUGGGAACUAAAUCAAGCUGAAAUGAAGAAACGAGACCAUCGAGUAGUAGGAAGAGCUCAAUCUCUAUUUAUGCAUCAUCCAUUAGCACCAGGAUCAGCAUUCCUGCUACCACAUGGAGCUAGAAUUGCCCGUCGCAUGAUUGAUUAUAUUCGAUCCGAGUAUAGAGUUUGUGGGUUUUCCGAAGUCGUGACUCCAUUACUGUAUCAUAAAGAGCUAUGGGAGACGUCAGGUCAUUGGGACAAUUAUAGAGAGGAUAUGUUUAUGGUGGGUGGAGUAAAUGAUAUGGAGUCUCGACUAGUGAAGAAUAACAGUGAGAGCGAGGAUGAACACCAUCACCAUCAUCAUUCACAACCUGAGAUACAUGGACUAAAGCCAAUGAAUUGUCCUGGACACUGUCUGCUAUUUCAUACAUCUGCUCAUUCGUAUCGUGAUUUACCUAUUCGGCUGGCGGAGUUCAGUCCUCUCCACAGGAACGAAGUUUCAGGAGCAUUAACAGGAUUAACUCGAGUGCGACAAUUCCAUCAAGAUGACGCCCACAUAUUUUGCACUCCAGACCAAAUCCUGUCUGAGAUUGAGUCGACCUUGGCUCUUAUACACCGGACAUAUACUCGUCUGGGCUUCACAUCGUAUGAAUUGGCCUUGUCCACUAGGCCCACUAAUUUUAUUGGAGACAUUGCACAAUGGGAUGCAGCAGAAAUAGCAUUGCGUAAAGCAUUGGAUAAUACUGGUCGUGAAUGGACUGUCUCGCCAGGAAAUGGUGCAUUUUAUGGUCCAAAGAUCGACAUCACUCUACAAGAUGCUCUAGGACGUACCCAUCAGACUGGGACCGUGCAAUUAGAUUUCCAGCUUCCACAACGCUUUGAUCUUAAAUAUCAGGAUAUCGAUGGUACUAUAAAAACACCCGUCAUAGUGCACCGUGCUGUAAUAGGAUCAGUCGAAAGAAUGCUGGCGGUUUUAACAGAGCAUCAUGGUGGUAAAUGGCCAUUCUGGUUGAGUCCUCGACAGGCUAUAGUGCUACCAGUAAAAGCCGAUGAUAUUGAUUAUGCCGAACAGGUUCGAGAUGCGAUAUCUCAACCUGAUCGUGCAUCGUCUGAUGCUUCAUAUUGGCAUCGAUAUUAUUAUAUUGAUGUGGACAAGACUGAUAAUCUAUUGGCUAAAAAGGUCUUGCUUGCUCAGUCCUCGCAAUUUAAUUUUGCUCUAGUGGUGGGUAAGAAGGAGAGAUUGGCUCAAGCUGUACGUGUACGUAAACGUGGUGGGGAAGACUUGGGGAUGAUGACGGUUGACCAGGUUUUGGCCAUGUUUAGAGAACUUGAAAGCACUUUCAAGUAG
This is a messenger RNA of Synchytrium microbalum, 2331 nucleotides long. RefSeq names its product threonine---tRNA ligase. The record is from RefSeq and is a predicted model, not a curated record. The transcript has 4 exons. Lineage: Eukaryota; Fungi; Chytridiomycota; Chytridiomycetes; Synchytriales; Synchytriaceae. Gene Ontology annotation, cellular component: cytoplasm; mitochondrion. The coding region runs from base 1 to 2331 and encodes 776 amino acids. Gene Ontology annotation, biological process: threonyl-tRNA aminoacylation. Gene Ontology annotation, molecular function: ATP binding; threonine-tRNA ligase activity.